AUGAAGCCAAAAAUCAGAUUUUUACCCCUUUUCGUCGCGUUUUUGACUACUUUUUUGAGUGUUGAUGGUAGUGUAACACAAUCAUCGAGGCUGUCAAGUGUUUUCAAGCAUCAGUGUCCGGAAAGGUAAGAAUUUUUGUAUGGGUUUUAGAUUUUUUGGGGUUUUGUGGAGAACUUUGGAAAAAAUGUAAAAUACGAUAGUUCUAGCGUUUGCUCCAUUAAAAAUUUUUCUCUCACAAGCUUCUCGACACUACAAGGAACAUUUUAAUAUAACACUUGGCCAGAAUCUUACUGUAACUUUUUUCAAAAAUUCGAUUUAAAAAAAUGGUUGCAUUUUUGGGAUGACUUGGAAGAAUUGUAAAAUACGGCGUUUUCCAGUAACUUUUUGUAAAUUUAUUUGAUAUUGGCAGACUGCAGAGGCCAUUUAGAACAUAAAGAUGUCAAACUGGACCCAAAGAUUACUGUAAUUUUGUACGAAAAUUUGAUUUCAAAAAAAACUUGUAAUUUGGGAUGCCUUGGAAAAAUUGUAAAAUACGGUGGUUUGCAGUAAUCAUUCGUAUCUUUAUUUGAUAUCCAUAGAUUGUAGAGGCCAUGUAGAACAUAUAGAAAUAAAAUUUUGUCCAAAGGUUACUGUAAUUUUUCUGGAAAUUUGAUUUUAAAAAGCCUUGCAUUUUUGGGAAAAAUUGGUUAAAAAUUGUAAAAUGCGGCGUUUUUUUGUAACCGUCAAGUCAAAUUUUGACUCUCCAUAGCAUUCAGACACUAUCACCUCUCAUUUUCUACCAAUUGUCCGCGUUUGGGUUACUGUAAUUUCCCGCAAAUCAAUUUUUUUCCACAAAAUUCCAACUUUCCGGUUUAUUUUUGUUUCGUAUGCAAAUUCCCCUCGCCCAAAUCUUUAUAAAAUGUUUAUGAAAACGCGAUUGGGCUGAGAACGUGUGCCGAGUUUGUGAAUCAUGUUCUGUUCCCCCUUCCUUUUGUUUUUUGCUGACUAAACGGCGAAAAAAUAAUAAUCAGGGAGUGAGUAAUGAUUAUGAAUAUGAAACGAUAAGGUUGAUGAGGACGUUGGGGGAUGGCGAUUUUUUGUUAAAUACGAUUUUUUAAAGGGUUCUAAUAUUUAUGCAAAUUUUAGGAAAUUAUGCAAAUUUCCUAAAAUUAUGCAUAUUUAGAAAUUGACGAAUUUUUGAUGUAAAAUACGAAUUUAUUGAGUGGUUUCAAGAAUUUAUGCCAAUUUUCAAAAAUAUGCAAAUUUUUGAAAAUUAUGCAAAUUUUUUUAAAUUAUGCAAAUUUGUAAAUUGACAAAUUUUUGAUGUAAAAUACAAACUUCUAAGUGAUUUAAAGUAUUUAUGCAAAUUUAAAAAAUAUGUAAAUCUUUUGCCUUAUGCAAAUUUCCCUAAAAUACGAAAAUCUCCCGCCAAUUUUCACCUAAUUAAUUCGAAAUUAGCCCGGAUCCCUCAUCGCUAAUUUAUGCGUUAAAUUGUCAGAAAUUCCGAGCCGAUUUAACGGCGCGCUAACGGUCGAUUGCAACACAAAUCAACCGUGAAAUCCACCUGUUUUGAUGCAUACAGAGGGAAUCUUCUUCGAAUAUUCGAUGAUUUUGCUAAUAAUGGAGAAAAAAUGGCGACAUAAAGCGAUUUUUUUGGACACAAUGGAAAAAUAGAGAUUUUUAAAAAUUGUUCGUAUAAAAUGUCGAUAAAAAUGGGAUAAAAUUUGUUUGUAGGAUUUUUAAAAUACGGGGAAAUGGUUUGGUGAUUUUUAUUUUUUCAAAAAUUUGCAUUAAUUUGCAUAAAAUCGAGAUUUUGGAUUUUUUGCGUAUAAAAUGUCUCCCUUCUGUGAUUUGAUAAAAAAAGCUUUUUAAAAAUAUUCUUAAGGCCACUAGCAAACAGUUUUAUGGAAAAUUUUUUUUUGUUUCUUUAAAAUUUGCAUAAAUUUACAUUAAAUGAAAUUUUUUUAAUUUUUGCGUAUAAAAUGUCCCCCUUCUGACUUUUACGGAUAACAAAAAAAUCAAAAUUUUCCCACAGCCGUUAGCUAACAGUUUUACAAAGAAAAUUUUUUUGACGCUCUAAAAAUUUGCAUAAAUUCUAAAUUUAAAUUUACGUUUUUUCUCCCUAAAAUUUUACGUUUCGCCUCCAUAACGCCUAAUUAAUGACUUGAAUAAGAUAAAUACCACUGUAAAAAAGUUCCUCGUCGCUUAUAACGCUAUUUAUUACGCAACAAAUCCAGCCAAAUCCCUUGCGCAAAGAGAUUUUUUCGAAAAAAAUCCUCUCUUUUAUCCAUGGAUGCUUAUAACGGACCUAAUCCACUUGUUUUCGGCCUCUCAAUUACCAUGGACGAGGGUUUGAUUCAAGCCGCUCCAUUUUUAUGCAAAUCAAAGGAGUCACUUGAAGACAAUUUUUGGCAAAAAACGCCGAAAAUCAAGGGGUGAUGGGUUAAGUGGAGGGGGCUUAUUAGAAGAGAGAGUUGACGAUUUGAGAGAUUUUGAGAAGGGUUUCAAAAAUUUGCAUAAAUUUGCAUAAAGAAUUUUUUGCAUUGAAAAUUGAUUUUUUGAUCGGAAACAGUGUUUUUAGAUGGUUUAGAAGCCAAGAACAUUAAUUUCAGAGAAUUUUCAAAAAUUUGCAUAUAUUUGCAUAAAAAAAUUUUGUGUUGAAAAUUGAUCUUUUGAUCGGGAAUAGUGUUUUUUGGACGUUGUAGAAACCUUGAAAAUUAAUUUCAGGCGAUUUUCAAAAAUUUGCAUAAAUUUGCAUAAAAAAUUUUUCUUUUGAAAAUUGGUUUUUUGAUAAGAAAUAGUCUUUUUGAACAGUUCAGAAGCCUUGAAAAUUAAUUUUACACAAAUUCUUUACAAAUUUGCAUAAAUUUGCAUAAUUUAAAAAAUAUUCAAAAAACCGUAUUUUACUCAAAAUUAAAAAAUUUUCGGACGCAAACGAAAGAUUAUUGUGUAAUAAGCGCUGCAAUCGCAAUCUGUCCCACAGAAACGAGACAAUACCCCAAGUUUUUCGCACUCUCAUGCCCCUCAUGUCUAUUAUAACAUCGCAGUGGGGGAUGCGCCCGCAAAUGUUGGAUGUCAUUUCUUGGGAAAUUAUUCAAAUCAAACAUUCUGACGAGAUUCGAAGAGAUUUUUGCGUAUUUUUAGGGAAAUCUUGAGAAAAAAAUUUUUUUUUCAAAAUGAGAUUUUUUGAAAAUUUUUUUUUGAAAAUGCUUGGAAAUGCUCUGAGGCGCUUCAAAAGUGUCAUUGAAGAGAUUUUUAGUGGAUAAAAUGGUUUAAAAUUAGAAAAAAAUGGAAAAAAUUCUCAUUUUUCUAUGAAAUCUCCAAAUUUUUAGCAAUAUCUCAUCGAAAUGACCUCUAAAAGGCCUUGCUGAAUGGUUUUUUGUCCUGCGACGAGUGUCUUUUGUCUUGUUUUUUGUUCUUUUUCUGUUCCGGUCUUUUAUUUUGACCCGUAAUUUCUUGAGUAAUAUCUUCUAAUGGAAUUCCGCAAACAAAUGGCGAAAAAAACAAUAUUGAAAGCAGCAGAAAUCAUCUUCAAUAGUACUGGAAAAGAAUAGAGACUCGUAUUUUACAUCUUCUAUAUAAUUACUUUCACGUUUUGCCACUGUUUCUUCACUUUUCUCCCACGGGGAUUCGAACUUGGGCCAAUCAAGCACUGUUGCUUAACUUGCCAGAUCGGACGGGAUCUCGCACUCGCUUUUUACCAAAAACAAAAUUCCUCAAAAAAUGGCGGGAAAACAUGGGAUUUGAAAAUGCAUGAGAUUUUUUGAAAAUCCAGUAAUAUUUUUGGCAUUUUGGACGCGCUCAAGUGCACCCUGAGCGCUCUUUUCAUGUGGGAAAAUUCGCAGAACACUUGUUUCGCACUUCGCUUUAUUGCAUAACACAUAAUCUCAUUUCGGAUUAGACGAGUGGCUCGGAGGGAUCUUGGAAUAUAAUAUAAGAUUAUAAUAUCCAUGCGACGGGGGGUGGAAAGCAUGAAUAAUGACGGACGGAGAAAACAGCAUCGAAAAAUGAGAAAAAAAGUGAUGUGAAGUCAUGUAAAAAUACAUGAAAUGUUAUUUAAAAUCUUAUGCAAGCACUUAUCUACACAUCAGGAGACUUUUUUUGAUACUUUUCUCCCACCGGGAUUCGAACUUGGACGGAUGGUCGCUUAACUUGCCAGAUCGGACGGGAUGCUGCGCUCGAACUUUUCACAAACGGCCCCUUUGCCAAAUUGAGACUCCUUUUCAUUUGGAAAAGUGCGAAAGUGUCAUCCCGUCCGAUCUGUCAAGUUAGGCAACGUGCGUUUAACUUGUCGAAGUUCGAAUCCCAGUGGAAGAAAAUGAGAUUUUUGGGGGAAAUGGUGUUUUUAAAAACCAUGGUACACUACAACUAACCCUUGUUCAUUCAAUUUCUACUAAUUUUCAUCAAUUUAUUUUUUGAAUUUUCCACUUCAGCGUCCUAAAUUGCGCAAUUUCCUCAACAAACUUCUUUACACAGAAGCGAUUGCGCAUCCGCUUUUAUCAGCGGUCAUCGGCUUGUAAUUUCAUUACCCUCUAACAUGCCGCCGACACAUAUACAACUCUGCUGUAAUACGCGCAAAAAGAGUGCGAAAGUUGGCGUCCAUUAUGAUCUUUUGUUUUCGCCGACAAAAUUAGCCCAUUAUGUGAAGAGAGCGAAAGAAAGGGACAAGACACAGUGGCUAUUGCGCAAUUUGGCGACGAAAAUCGAACCUUCAAAAUAUAGCUGAUUCAAAAAAUUUUUUGGACUCGACUGAUGUCUAGAACAAUAUAAAAAUUAUAAAAAGAUUAAUUUAAGUUAAAAAAUGCAAAAACCUAUCAAGUCUCUUUGUUGUUUCCACUGGGAUUCGAACCCGCGCCGAUUUGGCGUCAAAGGAAUUUCGAAAAAAUCGCGAAAACGCCAUCCCGUCCGAUCAGGCAAGUUAAGCAACCGGGUGGCCAGUCGCGGGUUCGAAUCCCACUGGAAGAAAACGAUAAAAAUGGAUGUAAAAAGUGACUUGCAGCAUUAAAAAAUAUUCAAAAAUAUUCCAAGGGGUUAUUUUUGUAAAAUACGAUGGCCGUUAAUGCAGUUUCCACACUAAUUUACCUUGUUUUAGCUGUCUAUGCGUACCUGAUGUUCUGGACGUGGAACUGCUCAUAAUUUCGUGCAAAUGGCCGACGAUACAGAGCGGGUACUUGGAGAAAUUCCCAAAAAAUGCCACAAAGUCGCUGAGUAUUCAUUGCAGCGACAAUGGAAGGCCGAGCAAACUUCCGGAUGGAUCUUUUGAUGGGUUUUCGGAGCUAAAAGAGCUUCGAAUCUCGGUAAGUUGGGGUAAAAUACGAUGACACAAUCAUUUUUAUAGUUCUUCAAGCCGUUUUGGCCCCAUCUUAUACUUUAUUUUGAACAAAAAUUCAAUUUUUACUCAAAAAACCGCAAAUUUCUUCAAUUUUUCGCCAAAAGCUUGCUAAAAUAAUGUUCCAGCUGCUAUGAAAUCAUUUUUCCAGAGCUGUAAAUUCGACUCUCUGUCGUCAGGAUCAUUUGCUGGCCUGCAGAGUCUCAAAAAUUUGCAUAUCAGCGAGUUCGGUGACCCUCAGUGGAACUCCGACGUUUUUCACGAAAUUCGCUCGAUUGACAAGCUCUCACUGGUCGAUGGUGGUAUCAAAAAUCUUCCAGAUGGCAUGCUCUGUGUUCUGCGGAACUUACAAGUAAGUUUUAUUGAGCUUUUCAGUGAGAAUUUUGGAAUUUUCCAAAUUUUGAUGAUUUUUUGGAAAAAAAUUAAAUUUUAAGCAAAUUUAUUCAAAUUUUUUUAAUUAAUUGAAAUGUCAAAUUGUAUAUUAAGGCUCUAUCUUUAUUUUACAUAUCAAUUUCACCCAUUUCUUUGUGAAAAAUAACGAGAUUUUGGCAAAAAUAUGAAAUUUUUGACCCCCGCACAAUGCAGUUUUUCAAAUUGCCUUUUAUGGCCUCAAAAAGCUCUAAAAAUAUUUGAAACAGCUUGUGCGACAAUCCACUCGGCCUAAUGAGGAAUUAGACCGGAUGUGUAACGCGUGCGUUUCUCAUUACCCGCAGGCUUUUCGUCUGCUUUUCGUUAUUGCGCGCAUUCCAAUAAUUUCGACGGAAGUGAGGUCUUCUGGCCCCGUGGAUUUGGCUUAUUAAAAAUUUUGGAGGAGAGAAGCAAUUGGAAUGCAGAAUUGGAGCUGGGACAAAAAAAAUUUGAAAAAAAUUUUAAAAAAAUUAAAAAAUUGUAAAAAUUAAAAAUGAAAAAUUCGUAUUUUACAAUGUCAAAAAGUCAAAAAUAAUUUUAUUUUUCAUUUCCCGACACUGAGAUUCGAACCGGCGCCUUUUUGACGCCAUUUACCUGUAUGGCAAAUCAUGAGAGCGUCAUCCCGUCCGAUCUGGCAAGUUAAGCAACGGCACGGCUUAAGUUCGAAUCCCGGUGCGGGAAAAAGAUAAAAAAAGUUUUUUUAUUGUAAAAUACGAGCUCAUCACAUUGUAUUGCCAUCCUAAAGUAUAGAAAAAAUAUUACCUUACCCACGAAAACCCAAAAUUUUCAGAUUUUAUCGGUCUCCGGAAACCAAUUGUCCGAUAUCAAGCUGGGACUCAAUGAAGAUUGCCUAUUGGAGCAUUUAAUUUUGCUGGACGUCUCAAAAAAUCGAAUCCGACAGAUUGAUUCCAAAGAUUUGGUGGCAUUCCCAGUGAUUCGGCAGUUGAGUGCGACUCGAAAUGGUCUCGACGAAAUCGCGGCGGAUGCAUUUUUGCCCACGAAAUUGCUUCAGCACCUCGAUUUGGAGGGAAAUUUGAUCAGAGCGCUGCCGGCAUUGCCUGGUAAGUCCAAGGUUUUGAAUUAAAUUCGGAUUUUUUUGUUGUUAAAAGCAAUUUAAGCAUGCGGAUGCGUAUUUUACCUUCAAAGUCAUCUUUCAAAACUUUUUGAAUCUAUUUUCCAACCAAAAAAUCGCAUUUUACUCUACGGGGAUUCGAACUUGCAUUAAUCAAGCAAAGUUGCUUAACUUGCCAGAUCGGACGGGAUGCCGCACUCGAACUUUUCACAAAUGCCCUUCUGUUCAAAUUAGCGCCUUUUCAAUCGAAAAAAGUGCGAAAAGCCAUCCCGUCCGAUCUGGCAAGUUAAGCAACCGUUCUGACCAUUGCAAGUUCGAAUCCACCUGGAAAAAAUAAGAAAAAUAUAAAAUAAAAAAUUGUAAGAUACGGUCAGCAAUAUUUCAGUGAUAAAAAAAUGUUUUCAGACUCUCUGCUCUAUCUAAACUUGGCCGACAACCGUCUGGAGACGAUUCCGGUUACCGUAGCGAACUUGGAAAAUUUGGUCUCGCUGAAUUUCUCGCGAAACGAGAUUGAUAUGCGAACUCCAUUCCAGCUGUUUUCGCAAGUCAUCGAGAUCCUGGAUUUUAGCUACAAUCGGUUCAAUACGCUGCCAACGGCGGUGUUCGAGCGGUCUGUGGACACUUUGAAGACGCUUAUUUUGGUUGGAAACGAAAUUUCAACACUGGAAAUUGGGGGUUUCGGGAAUUACAGUCGACUUCAAAUGGUAAGAGAUUUCUUGGAAUAUCAUUUUGGCAAUUUUGAGAAAAUAUGCAAAUUUUUCAAAAAUUUGCAUAAAUUUUUAUCUUUUGCAAAAUGAUUUAAUUUCUUGUUUUUGCUAAAUUUGAGGCUAAAAACUUUGAUUCUAAACGUAUUUUAGCAAGUUUUGAAAAUAUGAAAAUUUUUGAAAAUUUGCAUAAAUUUGCAUAACCUCGCAAAUUGCUCACCAGACGUCUUAUUUACGUUUAGGCAAUCGUAAAACUCCCUAGUCGUAAAUUCUGAGGUCACUAAAACGCUCGCAGAACACAUGUCCUUUUAUGGCCAUAAUUGGGACAAGAUUGCGCAAGAUUGUUUUUAUGAUUCUGGUGUAUCCAAAUAGUCCAGAAAAUGGCUAAAAUUAGUUCUAGACUUCUCAUAAUUACAUAUAAAUUCAUAAAAAUUCAAAAAAUUUAAAAUUUGAAUAUGCAAAUUUCAGCUUGACCUCUCAAAUAAUCGGCUCAAAAGUCUCUCCGAAGGUGUUUUCGAGGGUCUCAAUGAAUUGAUUGAGCUAAAAUUAGUCAACAACACGAUCUAUCACGUCGAUGUGGAGGCUUUCAAACCCCUAGCGGACAAAUUACAAUAUCUGGAUAUGGGUCAGAACAAGUUAACCGAGCUCCCAAUGGCCGUUGGACGGCUGAAAUCCGCCAGACAUCUCGAUUUUGACAGCAAUUUGAUUCGGUAAGUUUUACAGGAAACCCUGGACCUUAUGAAGCGUAUUUUACCCUCAUUUCUUCCACAGGGAUUCGAACCCGCGAUAGUCAACUCAUUGCUUAACUUGACAGAUCGGACGGGAUGACGUUUUCGCACUUUUUUCAAUUGAAAAGGCGCCAAUUUGGCAAAGAGAAGGUUUGUGAAAAGUUUGAGUGCGGCAUCCCGUCCGAUCUGGCAAGUUAAGCAACGGUGCGGAUAAUCAAUGCGGGUUCGAAUCCCAGUGGAGGAAAAUGGAAUUUUUGAGAUGAAAAAGAUGGAGUAAGAAAUAGAAAUAGGUUGUCGUGGUAAAAUACGAAGUCAUUAGCGUUUUGGUCAUUAUUUUUUGCAAAAAACUAUUGAGGAAUUACCAGUAAAGUUUAAAAAUUCUCAAUUUUUCAAUGAAAAGGGGAUUUUUCGAUGUGAAAUGCAAAAAAAAUUUUUAGACGAAGAGAAUAUGGGUAAAAUACGAAAUCUUCUUCCCAUUUUGCAGGCUUUAUAACUAAGGAUCCUGUUUCAGAAAGACCUACAAGUUUAUUUUGAACAAAGUUUCACAUCUCAGCAAACUUUCUCUGGCGAAUAAUCAGCUCAAUUCCAUCGAAAGCUACGUGUUCAGUGACUGUGCCAAACUGAACGAGCUCAAUUUGCGCAACAAUAAAAUCGAUUUAUUAAAUGUGGACGCAUUCAAUAAGUCGCCUUUAUUGCGAACUCUGGACUUGUCGAAUAAUGAAUUGACUGAGCUUAGAGGCUCGUUGAAGAGCCUUAAAUCCCUGAGGCAUUUGAACUUGACCAGCAAUUUGUUCAGUUUGCUGGAUUGGAACGAAUUUCCCGAGAAUUUGGUGCAGCUUCAGGUGGGUGAAGAUAAAAAAAUGGUGUAAAAAUUGGGGGAAGGUUAAUUUUUUCGAACUUUGUUAUGAUGUCUUAUAGUAAAAAAUUUGUAAAAUACGGAUGAGUGAAGUUCUUAGUAAUUUAUGACCUUUUUUACAAAAUUUUUUUUUCUGAAAAAAUUUGGUUUUUGUGUCAAAAAAACAUAAAAUACGUCGAGCGAUAGUUAUCUUCAAUUUAUUUUUUCAUUUUUGCCCUUUUCUUCCACUGGGAUUCGAACCCGCGCCGAUUUGGCGCCAAAGGAAUUUCGAAAAAAUCACGAAAACGCCAUCCCGUCCGAUCUGGCAAGUUAAGCAACGGUGGUUGAUUAGUCGCGGGUUCGAAUCCCAGUGGAAGAAAAGGGUAAAGAAAAAAGUUUAGAAGUAAAAUUUGAAUAUUUUCGAUUAAAUUUUGAAUAGAAAUGAUUUGUAAAAUACGAAGUCGUAAAAUUCUGCAUAGUUUUUUGAAAAAAACGGGAUUUUUUGAAAUUUUUUGCAUUUAUAAGAGGAAAAAAUCAGCUUUUUACUUUUUAAACAGUCCAAUUCCUAAUUUAUAGAUGUCCGACAACCGUGUUGCUCUUUUGGCUGCUGCGACAAAGUCGAAAGUGCGCAAAUUGGAGCUGCAAAACAACGAAAUCACCGUCCUUUUGACGGAGCAGCUGCCGGAUGAGCUGGAAUUCCUCAACAUCUCCUCGAAUCGCAUCUCCACGCUGAACAACAGCACUUUUUCACGGCAACCCCACCUGAAACAGGUGGAUUUGCGGCGCAAUUUGCUGAAGUCGUUCAAUCAGCAGACUUUUCCGCUGAAUUCCGGCCUUCUGAAGCUGUUCCUGAGCCAGAAUCCGCUCGAGUGCAACUGCGAGACGGGCUGGUGGAGGGCGGCGGAGCCGAAGAGCUCGUCGGCGGUCCAGUUGAUGGAUUACAAGCAGAUUGAAUGCACUGUUCAGGCAAAUAAAGUGAGUUUUGCGGUUUUUUUGGGAUUUUUUGGGGAUUUGAGUUUAAAUUAAGGUUCAAAAAGGAUUUUAAUGAACUUCAAAUUAAUUGUGAAGGCGUAAAAUGGUUUAUGACACCACUUUUAGCCUACCGGUUACUUGAUUUUGUUCAAAAAAUGAGAUUUUUUGGCGAAUUUUGCCGUUUUUUGGGAGUUUUUGGGUAUUUUAGUGUAAAAUAAGGUUCGAAAACUAUUGUAAUGAACUUCAAAUUAAUUGUGAAGGCGUAAAAUGGUUUAUGACACCACUUUUAGCCUACCGGUUACUUGAUUUUGUUCAAAAAAUGAGAUUUUUUGGCGAAUUUUGCCGUUUUUUGGGAGUUUUUGGGUAUUUUAGUGUAAAAUAAGGUUCGAAAACGAUUGUAAUGAACUUCAAAUUAAUUGUGAAGGCGUAAAAUGGUUUAUGACACCACUUUUAGCCUACCGGUUACUUGAUUUUGUUCAAAAAAUGAGAUUUUUUGGCGAAUUUUGCCGUUUUUUGGGAGUUUUUGGGUAUUUUAGUGUAAAAUAAGGUUCGAAAACGAUUGUAAUGAACUUCAAAUUAAUUGUGAAGGCGUAAAAUGGUUUAUGACACCACUUUUAGCCUACCGGUUACUUGAUUUUGUUCAAAAAAUGAGAUUUUUUGGCGAAUUUUGCCGUUUUUUGGGAGUUUUUGGGUAUUUUAGUGUAAAAUAAGGUUCGAAAACGAUUGUAAUGAACUUCAAAUUAAUUGUGAAGGCGUAAAAUGGUUUAUGACACCACUUUUAGCCUACCGGUUACUUGAUUUUGUUCAAAAAAUGAGAUUUUUUGGCGAAUUUUGCCGUUUUUUGGGAGUUUUUGGGUAUUUUAGUGUAAAAUAAGGUUCGAAAACGAUUGUAAUGAACUUCAAAUUAAUUGUGAAGGCGUAAAAUGGUUUAUGACACCACUUUUAGCCUACCGGUUAUUUGAUUCUGUUCAAAAAAUGAGAUUUUUUUGGAAAAUUUUGCCAUUUUUUGUGAUUUUUUGGGUAUUUUAGUGUAAAAUAAGGUUCGAAAAGGAUUGUAAUUGACUUAAAACUAAUUGUGAAGAUUUAAAAUCAUUUAUAAGGUCAUGUUCAACUUACAGAUUGAUUGAUUUCAUCCAAAAAAAUGAGAUUUUUUAUCAAAUUUAGCAAUUUUUAUGGAUUUUUUGAAAAUUUAGCGUAUAAAAUGGCUUCCUUUGAUCUCGCGACGUCCUCAAAUUAAAACUAGCACUUUUAGUACUGCUAUUUAAUAGUUGGUUUUGCUAAGUUAUCAUACUUUAUUGGCAAAAAAUCGAGAUUUUUACAGUUUUUGGCGAUUUUUGGAAAUCCAUCGUAUAAAAUGUCGCCAUUUGAGUUUUUUUUUGGUAUUCAGAUUUAAAAUCAUAAUUUUUCUUGUGAGAUGGCAGUAAUUUUUACUCUAUUUCUGCCUCUGUACCUCCAAAAAUCUCAUUUUUUCAAUUUCAAAUUUUUUCGUAUAAAAUGUCUCCCAACUCAAAAAUGUCUCCCACUUCAAAUUUCCACUUUUUCAGCAACUGAAGUCCCUCUCCGCCACCAAACAGGAUGAUUUUGUUUGCGCAUACGAGGAGAUUUGCGAGCCAAAUUGUGUGUGUUGCCAAUUCUCAUCCUGCGAUUGCAAAUCCAAGUGCCCCAAGGGCUGCAAUUGCUAUCAUGACGCGGAUUUCCGCACCAAUAUCGUUCAUUGUGAUGCGAACAAGACAAAGGAGGUUCCAUUCGAGAUUCGCGAGCUUCCCAUGCAUGCUACUCACAUUAGACUGAAUGGACUGAAAUUGCACAUGCUCAAAAGCCGCGAUUUGACUGGACGAGCGCAUCUACAGGAGCUGAGGAUCAAUAAUACUGGGUUGAAGGAGGUCCAACCAAUGGCUUUCAACACUUUGCCCAGCUUGAAGGUAAAUUUUUGAUGAUUUUUGAGAUUUUUGUGGCUAAAAAAUUAAAUUUUCUUUGCUGACCAUUACGUAUUUUACCUCUAAGACAUCUUCUAACUUUUUAAAAACUCAAUUUCUCCCAAAAAACCCAUUUUUUCCCACCGGGAUUCGAACUUGCAUUACAUCUGCAGUGUUGCUUAACUUGCCAGAUCGGACGGGAUGCUGCACUCGAACUUUUCACAAACUGUCCCCUUGCCUAAUCGGCGUUCAUUUUAAUUGAAAAAGUGCGAGAACGUCAUCCCGUCCGAUCUGGCAAGUUAAGCUACUAGGAUGACUAAUGCGAGUUCGAAUCCCUGUGGAAGAAAAACAGUUGAUUUUUUGGGAUAUUAAAGUCAGAAAGGAAAAAAUUGAUGUGGUCUUGGUAGGGUACACAUUGGUAAAUAAAAUAGUUCUAAUUUUCAAAGCAAAAACUUAAUUUUUUCAUGGAAAAAUCGACAAAAAAUGUGAAAAAUGGCUGAAAAUUUUGAUUUUCAGGCCAUAAAUCUAUUUUUAAAGCCUUUUUAAGCCUUUUAAAGCCUUUACUAAUAUGUUAUUUUCAGACUCUCUCCCUCACACACGGUCAUCUCCACAAAUUGGACGCGAAAAUCGCGGUGAAGACGGCGCGUUUGCAGCAUUUGGACCUAUCGCACAACCACCUGAACCACCUUUCCGCGGAGCUUCUGGAGACGUUUCCGAACCUGAAAGACAUUCUUUUACACUCCAAUUCAUUCAGCUCGAUGCCGGAACUGGUGCUAAAGGUGGUGCCGGAGAAGUUGCGCACUCUUGCCCUCGGGGCAAAUCCGUUUCGCUGCGACUGCGUGGGAGACGAGAGCGUCUUCAAUGCGCAGAAUUUCGUGGCCUCGAAUGUGGGGAAGAUUGUGGAUGUGGAGACGGUGCUGUGCGUGGAGAAUGUGACGCGUGCGUUCCGCUUCAAUGAAACGUUCGCGUUGAGCAGUCAGGCGCCGAAUGUGGGCGAGGAUCUGUUCGUUAUGAAGAUGGUCGAUUUCCUGCGACAAGCCAAUACGACCAUGUGCCGAAGACGCAACAAUGGGCUCUUUGGCGGCGGCGCUUUGUACAGCUUGUUCUUGGUGGUGAUUGCCGUGUUUUUCGUCAUCACCGCCCUCUGUGGACUUCUUUAUUUGGCCAUUGCGGUGCUACGCAAAACUCAGGAGGGCUUAAAACAACAUCGAUACAAAAAAGCACCCAUGAGCAUGAAUAGCAGCACGCUAACGCCGAAUGGAGGCUUCUCCCCGCAGCCAUUGAUCAAUUUUGAUUUGUUCAUCAGCUAUUCGAAGAGGGACGAACAAUUCGUCAAGGAGAGACUUUGCAAGUAAGUUGGGAAGGUUGCAUCCAAAAAAUCCAAAAAAAAAAUUUGGGGAUUUUUGAAAUUUUUUUUGAAAUUUUUUUUGGAAAUUAAAAAAAAAAUUUUUUCGUCCAAAAAAAUUUUUUGAGGCUUUUUUAUUUAUAUUAAUAUUAGUUACAAAAAAAUGUUUUAAAAAUUUUUCCAUAUUUUCAAACAGCCUUUUUUCGGAAUUUUUUGGGAUUUAAAAAAAAAUAAAAAUAAGGAUUUUUUUUAUUUUUUAAAAUUUUCGACAAAAAAUUGGGGCUCAAAAAAGGUGUUUUUCAACGUUUUGAACCGUUUUUUAUCUGAUUUUCAUUUUUUCCAUCAAAAAAUCAGGACCUCAAAAAUCGAUAUUUCGACAACUAUUGCCUAUUUUUUCAAGAAAAAAAUUGUUUUUAAAAUGUCUAGAUUUUUCCAUCAAAAAUCGGAGCCUCAAAAAUUGAUUUUUACCUAAUUUUUUAUGCAAUUUUUCAAAAAAAAAAAUUAUUUUGAAAAAUAUUUUCAAAAUUUUUCCAUCAAAAAAUCAGGACCUCAAAAGAAUCAUUUUUCGACCACUUUUAGCUAUUUUUUCGAAGAAAAAAUCAUUUUGUGAAAUUUUCCAAAAUUUUUCCAUCAAAAAAUAAGUGCCUCAAAAAAAUUUUCCUCCAUUUUUGGUCGAUUUUUCAAAAAAAAAAAAAAAAAAAUUUAAAUUCCUUCAAAAAAUCAGUUCCUCAAAAAAUAAUUUUUCCAACCUCUUUUGUCGAUAUUUCCCCCUAAACUUCCACUUUUCCCUCUAAAACUUCCAUUUUCAGCACACUCCACGCCCACGACUACUCAAUGUGUCUGCUGCACGACGACACCCCGCCCGAAUGCUACAGUAAUCGGCAUCAGCGGAUCAGCGAUGAAUUGAACAAGCAGAUGGGUGCUAGUCAAACGCUGAUCUUGGUGUUGACCAAAGAUUUCCUGGAGAACGAAUGGAGCACGUUGCAGAUCAAGACCAGCCAUCAGCUGUUCAGCGCGCGCAAAUCGGAGCGAAAAGUCAUCGUUUUGUUGGACGAAGCGAUUGACACCAACUCCGUGGACAAUGAGCUGGGCCAGAUUAUGAGACAUAACACCUGCAUCCCGCUGCAUCAUCAGCUGUUUUGGAACUUGCUGCUGGGCGCCCUGCCUCGGAGGGAUUACGGUAGCGGAGAUGGGAUUUAUGCGGAUAAUAACUCGGAGACCACACAAAUUUAUAGUGAUAUGUACGGAACAAUCGUUCCCAGUGAGAUUGUCUGA
Messenger RNA from Bursaphelenchus xylophilus (pine wood nematode), 14563 nucleotides. The record is from the annotation of a GenBank genome assembly. NCBI's taxonomy places the organism in Eukaryota, Metazoa, Nematoda, Chromadorea, Rhabditida, Aphelenchoididae.